Penicillium taxi is the source of this 1065-nucleotide messenger RNA. RefSeq names its product NAD(P)-dependent alcohol dehydrogenase. NCBI's taxonomy places the organism in Eukaryota, Fungi, Ascomycota, Eurotiomycetes, Eurotiales, Aspergillaceae. The record is from RefSeq and is a predicted model, not a curated record. The transcript has 4 exons. Gene Ontology annotation, biological process: alcohol metabolic process. Gene Ontology annotation, molecular function: alcohol dehydrogenase (NADP+) activity; zinc ion binding. The coding region runs from base 1 to 1065 and encodes 354 amino acids.
AUGGCUUCCACCGAUUACAAGUUCGAGGGCUGGAUGGGCCUGGAUAAGGAGUCCGCCAACGGAAAGAUGGUUUGGCAGAGCUUUGAACCAAAGCCUUGGGAAGAGACUGACGUCGAUUUCCGUGUCACUCACUGUGGCAUUUGUGGCAGUGAUAUGCACACCCUGCGCAGUGGAUGGGGCCCCACCAUGUACCCUUGCUGUGUCGGUCACGAGAUCGUCGGCGAGGUUGUCCGCGUCGGCUCCAAGGCUGAAGGAAACAUCAAAAUUGGAGACCGUGUGGGUGUGGGCGCCCAGAGUGGAUCUUGCCUGGAGUGUGAAAGCUGUAAGGCUGGUCUGGAGCAAUAUUGCAGCAAGAAUACCAACACAUAUAAUGGCACUUAUGCGAACGGCGGCAAGUCGUAUGGCGGUUACAGUCUUAUGAAUCGAUCGCCUUCUCACUUCGUUAUCAAAAUUCCCGAUACCAUACCUUCGUCGGAGGCCGCCCCCUUGCUCUGUGGUGGCAUCACCACCUAUUCUCCCCUAAAGCGGUUUGGCUGCGGACCGGGCAAGAAUGUUGGUAUUAUCGGUGUUGGCGGACUAGGCCACUUUGGUGUCCUGUUCGCUAAGGCUCUCGGCGCGGACCAUGUUGUGGCUAUUUCGCGUCGGGCCGACAAAAAAGAGGAUGCGCUAAAGCUCGGGGCCGAUGAGUAUAUUGCGACUGCAGAGGACGCCGACUGGGCCAAGAAACAUGAGCGGUCUUUAGACCUGAUCAUCUGCACUGUUUCAUCCUCUAAGAUGCCUAUCGUCGAAUACUGUAGUAUGCUUCGCCCUCAUGGCGCCUUUGUUCAGCUAGGUGCUCCCGAAGAUGGCGGUUUAGAGCUUCCUGCUUUUUCUCUAAUUGCUAAGGGUAUCAAGCUCGCCGGUUCGAUGAUUGGCAGCCCCGCUGAAAUUCGCGAGAUGCUCGAUUUGGUUGCGGCUAAGAAGAUCAAGCCAUGGAUUGAAGAGAGACCAAUGAAGGAUGCUAACCAAGCCAUCCUCGAUAUGACCGCUGGUAAAGCUAGAUACCGUUUGGUUUUAGUCAACUAG